AUGGCAACUAUGCUGCUGCCGUUGCGAAACCGUCGCCGGCCACUGCAGUUUUCCGCGUACGACGACGUGCUGGACCCCGACCUGUUCGAUACCGUCGGCGAGUUGGGGCGCAGCGGGUUUGGCACGGUGGUGGCGAUACGGAGAGUGGAUUGCGGCGAGGUGGUGGCGGUAAAUCGCGUGGCGCGCAAGCAGAUGGUGGCGGCGGCGAACGAGGCGAUGGUGGCAGCGUCGCUGAGCGAGUGCCCGGGAGUGCUGGGCGUGCGCGAGGUGCAUCUGGCCGACCACCACGCGUACCUGCUCUCCGACCUCUGCUCUGGCGGCAACCUCCGCGCCCUCCUGCAGCGACGCGCAGAAAAGCUGAGGGAGCUGCGGCUGUGUGGCCGCAACUUCUGGCCGCUGCGAGUCGCGGCGAGGAUAGCAGGUCUGGUGGCAGCGGUGGGGGUGCAGCAGCAUGGGGCGAGACGGGAGGCCCCGGAUCCCACAUGGGGGAGGAGUCACCGCCCAUCUCAGCGCGGAGCAUGGCAGCCGCCCUGCCAGUGGCCGACCCCGUCCUCUCCGCCUUCCACCGCCUCUUCUGCCACCCCUUGCCAGCCACCUCGACUCCUCUUCACGCACUCUCGAGCCAUGAGGGUUUCUCAUCCGCCUGCCAAGCUGCGCUGCUCAUGGCACACACAGCAGAGCAGCCAGAGCUGCUGGAGCACUUCCCUUUCGGGAUCCAUAGCUCUCGUUGCCAAGGCAUACGCUCAUAGAUGGCGCUUGCGACUCCAACCAUCCUUGCAUGUGCGCUAUCCCUUCCCCCUUCCCCGGCAGGUCCUCCUCUCUCUCGCCAACACCUGCCAGGCCGUGCGCUCGCUGCGUCACUCGCACGCCACCUGUGGCCCUGCACUGCCCUGCCUCGUCUCCUCCUUCCAGAUGACCGCCCCCUGCCCUGUCUUUUGA
This is a messenger RNA of Closterium sp. Yama58-4, 939 nucleotides long. Lineage: Eukaryota; Viridiplantae; Streptophyta; Zygnematophyceae; Desmidiales; Closteriaceae. The record is from the annotation of a GenBank genome assembly.